Molecule: messenger RNA, 743 nt
Organism: Pelobates fuscus (common spadefoot toad)
Lineage: Eukaryota; Metazoa; Chordata; Amphibia; Anura; Pelobatidae
Exons: 6
Coding region: 18-743 (241 amino acids)
Source: RefSeq, a predicted model, not a curated record
GUGGAAAUGUUGGAAAGAUGACAUCGCCCAACAAGACCGUUUCCUUCACCACAUCGUGCUGUAACACAGAUUCCUGCAUGCCGCCUGCACCGAUUUUCCCUGAAAAUGAGAUGAUUGACAACCAUUCCUCCAUGAAACCGAAUCUGUGCCCUACAUGUUUAGCCACUGAUACUAAUUUGUGUGUAGAGAAAUAUGCCAUGCCAUGCAAAGAAAAUUAUACGCAAUGUGCACGCUUUUCACAAACAGUAGGUAACGUGUCUACGAUCAUUCAGGGAUGUGCCACGGAAAUAUUUUGUCAAAAUAGUAAGCUUCUAAGAUUUAUUGAAGGUACAGUGACCUGCACCACAGCAACCACAAACAGCACUUUGCCAGCUCAUUAUUUUCUAUAUUGCUCAGGAAAUACUGUGGUGAACUCUCAGACAGUGUAUUCAAAGCCUGGAGGCAAAUUGUGCUCUCAAUAUGAGGAUGCCUGUGUUUCAGAAAGCAGUUGGAUAAAAAAUGAUAACGAAGAAACUAUAGAGACCGUUUUACGAUGUGGAAGGUCCAGUGAGUGCAGCCGAUAUGGCGUCAUCAGUAAUCCAAAUAAGAGAAUCCAUUUCAAUACAAGCUGCUGUUACAGUGAUAAAUGCAUUGUCGUUACACCAACAUAUAACGGGUACCGCCAUGGGCACCAGGUUCGCCCCCAGUUAUGCCAACACCUAUAUGCGGAGAUGGGAAGAACUCUUCGUAUGGUCUGGGCAUGA